UUCACUUCCGGCUUUCCCGCUGACGAGAAAAACAAGUCUCGUCUUCGUUGACUCAAAACAGUGUUUCGAAUUUUUUUUUAUUUUUUAUUUUUUUUAUUUUUUCAUUCGAUGGCGGCAUCUUCGUCACUAAAACGAAUAAGAUAUAUAUUUUAAAUCCAUUAUUACAAAAGAUGUCUACCAUGAAAGGCGAAGUUUCUAUUCAAAGACCUGUAAGAGAACCACCCAUGAAGAAUUCAAUAGGAAGCUCAUCAAUAGGUAAUGAUACCAAUUUAAGCUGUCCAGAUACGUCAACUCCUCCAGUACAAUUACAGUCAUCGCAAAUGAAAAAAUCUCCAAAAGAUUUUAUAUUUGGAAAACUUAUAGGAGAAGGAUCAUUUUCAACUGUAUAUCUUGGAAAAGAUGUGCAAUCAAAUAAGGAAUAUGCAAUUAAAGUUUGUGAAAAAAGACACAUUAUUCGUGAGAAAAAGCAAAAAGCAAUUAUGAGAGAAAAACAAAUAAUGAAUAUUCUCAAUAAUCAUCCAAGUCCUUUUUUCAUUAAAUUGUAUUGUACAUUUCAAGAUUCAGAUAGAUUAUAUUUUGUAAUGAGCUAUGCAAAACAUGGUGAAUUAUUACCGUAUAUUGUCAAAGUUGGAUCCUUUGAUGAGGAAUGUACAAGAUUCUAUGCAGCAGAAAUUCUUCUUGCCCUUGAACAUUUACAUAAAUUAGGUAUAAUUCACAGGGAUUUGAAACCAGAAAAUAUUUUAUUGAAUGAUAAGAUGCAUAUUCAAAUUACUGAUUUUGGAUCAGCAAAAAUUUUACAGCAUGAUGAAUCUGGUUCAGAACCUUCUCGAAAGAAUUCAUUUGUUGGAACUGCUCAGUAUGUUUCACCUGAAAUGCUGACUGAUAAAAAUGCUUCAUCAAGUUCAGAUUUAUGGGCUUUAGGCUGUAUAAUUUAUCAAAUGGUCUCAGGACUUCCACCUUUUCGAGCUCCAAAUGAAUAUUUGAUAUUUCAGAAGAUAACAACAUUAGAGUAUGAUUUUCCUGAUGGUUUUUUAUCUUUGGCAAAAGAUUUAGUAGAAAAAUUAUUGGUUCUCGAUCCACGACAACGACUGGGUGCAUCAGAUAGCAAUGGUUAUCCUUCUAUCAAAAAUCAUCCCUUUUUUAAGAAUGUUCCGUGGGAUGUACUACAUGAACAGAUUGCUCCUCCAAUAUUGCCCUAUCUUCCAGGAACAUCUAGUAAUGAAGAAUUACGCAGUCAAUAUCAAGUACCAGAUCAUCUGACUCCAGGUUUAGAUGAUAAACAAAUGACAAGAUUAUUAGGUUUGGCUUUACAAGAAGAUGAUGAUGAGCAGAAUAACAAACCUGCUAAACAACCAUCAAUUUUAGAUAUUUCUUCAGAGGAAUAUAACCAUCGUUUAGAAGUACAGAGUCAAGAGAAUAUUUGGCAUCGAUUUGUUGAAGGAAAUUUAAUAUUAAAGUUUGGAUUAGUAGACAAAAGAAAGGGACUCUUUGCAAGAAGACGAAUGCUACUAUUAACAACAGGUCCUCAUCUUUAUUAUGUAGACCCUACAAAUAUGGUAUUGAAAGGGCAAAUUCCUUGGUCUCCAGAAUUAAGGCCAGAACCAAAAAACUUCAAAACGUUUUUUGUUCAUACUCCAAACCGUACCUAUUAUUUAGAAGACCCAAAUGGAUUUGCCCUCAAGUGGUGUCAGGCUAUCGAUGAAGUCCGUAAAGCCACUUAUUCUCAACAAUCCUAACAUAGCAAUUAAGUUAUCUACUAUAUAUAUGUAUACAAAUAUACUGUAUAUGCAGGAAAAGUAAUGCGUGAAUGUCUGCAAUCUAUUAGUUCACCAUGCAGUUAUGGUGGAAAUGUAUAGUAAACUAACUGGAUAAAUAUGGAGUGAUUAAAAAAAGAAAAAAAAAAAAA
Messenger RNA from Centruroides sculpturatus (bark scorpion), 1906 nucleotides. It is a transcript of the gene Pdk1, whose product is annotated as 3-phosphoinositide-dependent protein kinase 1-like. The coding region runs from base 171 to 1736 and encodes 521 amino acids. Lineage: Eukaryota; Metazoa; Arthropoda; Arachnida; Scorpiones; Buthidae. Gene Ontology annotation, molecular function: ATP binding; protein serine/threonine kinase activity. The record is from RefSeq and is a predicted model, not a curated record. The transcript has 14 exons. Gene Ontology annotation, biological process: intracellular signal transduction; peptidyl-serine phosphorylation.